Penicillium soppii is the source of this 1914-nucleotide messenger RNA. Its product is annotated as serine/threonine-protein kinase. The record is from RefSeq and is a predicted model, not a curated record. The coding region runs from base 1 to 1914 and encodes 637 amino acids. Gene Ontology annotation, molecular function: protein serine/threonine kinase activity; ATP binding. NCBI's taxonomy places the organism in Eukaryota, Fungi, Ascomycota, Eurotiomycetes, Eurotiales, Aspergillaceae. The transcript is spliced from 2 exons. Gene Ontology annotation, biological process: protein phosphorylation.
AUGUCCAACGAAAACGCCCGAACACCCGUGACUUCGGCCGCGACGCCGACAGAGGCACCGACGGAGACUCCAGAGACCCAACCCGAGUCGAAGUCGGAGGAUACGGAAAGCUCUACAGAUGAGAUCACCAUGAAGCUCGAUGAGGCAUUCCCCUCCCGGUCCUCGUCAUCGCCGGCCAACGGCGCACCCACUGGCCCGAUCAACGGCAAACUGUUUGUGAAGAUCACCGAUGGUAGAGGAUUGCGCCCCAGUUUUGACCCAUACGUGGUGUGCGUAUUUGAGUGGAACGAGUACAUCUCCAAGGGCGCUCGUGACGGCGAGGAGGAAAUGAAGCGCCGCCAACAGGAGUCAGAUGCCGAGGAGGCUGCUGGUCGGCCUAUGGCUAUUCCGCUGAAGACAAGAUCAAGCAGUCAUAACAGUGCCGUUGAGGGUGACCACAAGGGUCGGACUCCCGUGACAGACCCUCACUGGGAUCACGAGGCAACCUUUGAUGUUAUGGGAGAUCAGUCAGAACUUGAUGUUACAGUUUACGAUCGAAAUAACCAAGAAGCCUUCUUGGGUCACGUGCGACUUCGCAUUAACCUUAAGGAAGACCACAGUCGACUAGAAGGUUGGUUCCCCUUGGUCGCUCGUGGUGCCGGCGACAAUCAAGUGUCUGGAGAGAUUCAUCUCGAAAUGAACUUCGAAAAGACAGAUCGGAAACAGGUGGGGCCGAACGACUUCCUUAUCCUCAAGCUUAUCGGCAAAGGAACCUUCGGUCAGGUGUACCAAGUCAAGAAGAAGGAUACACAGCGUAUCUACGCGAUGAAGGUUCUCUCGAAGAAGGUGAUUAUCCAAAAGAAGGAGGUGAUACACACACUUGGCGAGCGCAAUAUCUUAGUGCGCACCGCUAUGACCGCAUCUCCGUUCAUUGUCGGAUUGAAGUUCUCCUUCCAAACCCCUACAGACCUUUAUCUCGUUACGGAUUACAUGUCAGGCGGAGAGUUGUUCUGGCACUUACAGCGCGAAGGCCGGUUCCAGGAGGCUCGGGCGAAGUUCUAUAUCGCGGAGUUGAUUCUGGCUCUGCAACAUCUCCACGACCACGAUAUUGUGUACAGAGACCUCAAGCCAGAGAACAUUUUGCUGGAUGCAAAUGGUCACAUUGCGCUCUGUGACUUCGGUCUAUCAAAGGCGAACCUGUCCCAAAACGACACUACCAACACCUUCUGUGGCACCACCGAGUACCUCGCCCCAGAGGUUCUGCUUGAUGAACAGGGUUAUACAAAGAUGGUCGACUUCUGGUCCCUGGGUGUACUAGUCUUCGAGAUGUGUUGUGGCUGGAGUCCCUUCUACGCCGAGGAUACCCAGCAAAUGUACAAGAACAUUGCAUUCGGCAAGGUCCGGUUCCCCCGUGACGCCCUCAGCACCGAAGGUCGAAACUUUGUCAAGGGUCUGCUGAACCGCAACCCCAAGCACCGUCUCGGAGCCAACGGCGAUGCCAAAGAGCUCAUGGCCCAUCCUUUUUUCGCAGACAUCAACUGGGACGAACUCUGCCGCAAGCAGGUGAUCCCGCCAUUUAAGCCCCAGCUGCAAUCCGAGACCGACACCUCAAACUUUGACCCCGAGUUCACAAACGCACUGGAGAUGAACAACUCGCUGAACAUGCGCGCUGCGGCCCUAGCCAAUGGCCUCAUGCCGGCCUCCACCCCCUUGUCGCCCGGCAUGCAAGCCAACUUUAAAGGCUUCACUUUCGUGAACGAGAACUCCAUCGACCAUCACCUGAUGGAGGACAGCGAUCACAUGGAAGAAGAUGCUCAGGAAUGGCAGCCCGGCCACCGCUCCGGCAACUCAGUUGACCAGCGCAUGACAGGCGUCCAGAAGCACGACGGCACGGAAUCCGGGAUUUUCAACGUUGACGAUACCUUUGAUAUGUGA